Messenger RNA from Amyelois transitella, 4593 nucleotides. Its product is annotated as lysine-specific demethylase 5. Gene Ontology annotation, molecular function: DNA binding; histone demethylase activity. Gene Ontology annotation, cellular component: nucleus. The transcript has a single exon. The coding region runs from base 387 to 2801 and encodes 804 amino acids. The record is from RefSeq and is a predicted model, not a curated record. NCBI's taxonomy places the organism in Eukaryota, Metazoa, Arthropoda, Insecta, Lepidoptera, Pyralidae. Gene Ontology annotation, biological process: chromatin remodeling.
GCCUGAUUGUGUAAUUCCUGUUUCUUCGUUUAUUUGCGUCAGUUGAGUUGAGUUCACUGUUAUGGAUGGAACCAUUUUUAAUUUUCUGUAAUGUAAUGAAUAUUUAAAGUAGAGAAGAGAAACGUUGGGGUUUGAGCUUACACGUUAAAUUAAUCGAUACAUAAACAUUUUUUCAUAACCGUAAUAAGUGGAAGUAUAUUUUCAAAUACGUUUACUACUUACAGUGAAAUUGUGAAGAGUUAACAAGUGUAAAAAAUACCCAAUUCUAAGGAGCCAUUUACACUAGACAAAAAGUCACGUAGGCUUUUUUGCAUGAUGUAUCAACAUGGAACUGUGUGAUUGUUUUUAAAGUUUUUGUUUGUUACGUUUCGUAUUCGUGAACAACAAUGGAUAUCAAAAAUAUACAGAAAAAUGCCAUGCAGAAGAGUGCAGAGUUUACUUUCACUACUCCACCCGAAGCCCCAGUAUUUGAGCCUACAGUCGAAGAAUUUCUGGAUCCCUUGGGCUAUAUAGCAAAAAUUCGCCCGGUUGCUGAAAAAACAGGAAUAUGUAAAAUAAAACCACCUUCACGUUGGCAGCCACCAUUUUCUUUAGAUGUAGAUAAAUUAAAAUUUGUCCCAAGAAUACAGAAAGUAAAUGAGUUGGAAGCCAUUACUCGCCUGAAACUUUUAUUUCUCGAAAAGAUACUAAAAUUUUGGGAACUUCAAGGAUCACCAUUAAAAAUUCCUAUGUUAGAAAAUAAAACACUAGACUUGUAUUGUCUUAAGUUUUGGGUUGAUGAAGAGGGUGGCUUCACUAACUGUAACACUCCAAAAAAAUGGCGUAAAAUCGCAAAUGCUAUGGGGUACAGUCAGAACACAAAUACAAUGAAUUUUCUUAGAAAUAAUUAUGAAAAGAUCUUGCUUCCUUAUGAUAUUUUUGAAAAUAGUAAAGCUGAAAUACUGAAAACUGUCAAAAAAACAGAAUUGAAACCUGAAAUAAAAUCUGGUAGUGAUGAAAAACCAGUAUUCAAAGAAAUAUGUAUUGAUUCUAUAGUAACAAAAAUAGAGGAUGAAAAACCACAUAAUAGUAUAAAAAAGGCUAAAACUGGAUCUGAUAAAAUAGAUACAAAUAUGAAAAGUGAAUCUGAAGAAACGAAACGUAACAGAGAGUUGCGGAGGUUGGCUUGUUAUGGACCAGGGCCUAAGAUGCCUGGUCUAAAUGAUGAGGAGUUUGAUAUUACCAAGUCAAGAAAAAGACCUAGAUAUGAAUUAGAUCCUUUAGCAAUUUACACAUGUGCAAUUUGUCAAAAAGAUAAUAGAGAUGACCUAUUAUUAAUUUGUAAUGGUUGUUCUGAUACAUAUCACACAUUCUGUCUCAAGCCACCAUUAUCAUCAGUACCUGAUGGUGAUUGGAGAUGUCCAUGUUGUAUAGCUGAGGAAGUCCAUAAGCCAGCAGAAGCCUUUGGCUUUGCUCAAGCUGAAAGAGAAUAUACUCUCCAACAAUUUGGCGAAAUGGCUGAUAAAUUUAAAUCAGAUUACUUUGGGAUGUCAGGUCAUUUGGUACCUACAAAUGUUGCUGAAAAAGAAUUUUGGAGAAUAAUUUCAUCUGUAGAGGAAGAUGUCACAGUAGAGUAUGGUGCAGACCUGCACUCAAUGGACCAUGGUUCUGGAUUCCCUACAAAGUCUUCAUUAAAUCUAUAUCCUGGAGACCAAGAAUAUGUUGAUUCAGGAUGGAAUUUAAACAAUCUACCUGUAUUGGAAGGAUCUGUGUUAAGAUUUAUAAAUGCUGAUAUAUCCGGAAUGACUGUACCAUGGAUGUAUGUUGGUAUGUGUUUUUCUGCUUUUUGCUGGCAUAAUGAAGAUCACUGGAGCUACUCUAUUAACUACUUGCAUUGGGGUGAGGCUAAGACUUGGUAUGGUGUGCCAGGGAGUGGAGCAGAGUUAUUGGAGAAUGCAAUGAAAGCAGCUGCACCUGACCUGUUCAAAUCUCAACCAGAUUUAUUACAUCAAUUAGUUACCAUCAUGAACCCAAAUAUAUUAAUGGCAGCAGGUGUACCAAUAUACAGAACAGAUCAGCAAGCAGGAGAGUUCGUAGUAACCUUUCCUCGUGCCUAUCAUGCUGGUUUUAAUCAGGGUUAUAACUUUGCUGAAGCUGUCAACUUUGCACCUCCAGAUUGGCUUAAAAUUGGCAGAGAAUGCAUUUCACAUUACAAAAACCUUAAAAGAUUCUGUGUUUUUUCUCAUGAUGAACUUAUUUGUAAAAUGGCAUUAGAAGGUGAUCGUUUGGAUUUAGAGACUGCAUUAGAAACACAGAAAGAGUUGGUAAAAGCUACAGAAGAAGAAGGUGCAUUAAGAGCAUCUUUAGCUAAGAAAGGUUUAAAAAAUGUUUGUAGAACAGCCUUUGAGUUGUUGGGCGAUGAUGAGCGUUUGUGUGAUGUUUGUAAGACAACAUGUUUCUUAUCGUCAGUAUCUUGCCCUGAGUGUAAACAAAUGACAUGUUUGCAACAUGUCGAUAUGGGUUGCCAGUGUGCGAUAGAAAAAAAGACACUUAAUUAUCGCUAUGAUAUGGAUGAACUUCACAUAAUGCUUCAAACUAUAGAUUUUAGAGUUAACAGCUUUGAUAAAUGGAUGACAGAAGCAAAAAAUAUUUUGUUGCCUACUGCGCCAGAUAUUGGUAGGCUACAAAAGUUAAAACUUCUUGUAGAUGAAGCUGAAGAAUUAAAAAUACCAAAAUGCACACUUUUAUCAACAUUAAAAGAAGAGUAUUCUAAAGCUUCUGUAGAAAAUGAACCAAUUGUUAUAGAACUUGAUGAUGAUUAAAUACUAAAGUUAAUGCAGUACAAAGUCUAAUAGAAUAAGUAAAUUUAAGUGAAUAGUAUAGAGAAGUGUAGCUCUUGACAGAAUACUAUAGUUCCACUUACAAAGAAAGCAGAAUAUUUUGUAACUUCUAUGUAUAUUUAUGAUCACAAGCACAGUUAAUAAAUAUAAGCAAUUACAGUACUAGUUUCUUUAUAAGAUAUGCCUAGAUCAAUUUUAAUUUUGACCCCAGUUAGUAUGCAUUCAUUACCAUUAAUAUCUCUGUAUUCUGUACACUUAUCUUAAUAAUAAUUGUAACUUUAGUAUUGAAUUCGUAUUUGAUUAUGUACUUUAAUAAACAUAAUUAGUAGAAUUAAAAUUUAUCAUAUAUUGACUGGAUUGAUUUUAAAUUUUAUAUAAAUUACAAUUAGCUUUUAUUAUUUAGGUAUAAAUUUGAACACUAAUUUUUAAUUAUUUGAUGUGGAAUUAUACAUAUAACAAUUUUUGUCCCACCGUACUGUAAGUGAGUUUGAAGUUAUAACUGAAUUGUUCAUUUUGUAGCAUAACAUAAUUUUUUGAAGUUUAUAUGUUUGUAUAUUUAGAUUUAGAGUGUAGGCUAAAGAAUAAGUGUAGUAUUAAGUUAUUAUACAGAGCAGCCAGAAUUUCUAACUAUAUUAUGUUUAAAUAAUUGUAACUUUAAAUUAUUGUGUUUUGGGCCGUCCAAACGCCCAGCCCUGGUAGCGACGUCAGCCAACGCUAAUCAAAUUAUAAGUGAGGUUUGAGAGAAUUUUGAGUGCACUCGCUUGUCUUCUAAUUCAGUUUUGUUCUUUAUAGCAAUUCAAGUCACAUGUAUUCCUCGCCUCGUGUUGCCCUCCACCUCGUUGGCUAGCUGACCGAAAUUUCCAAAUAAUGUAGCUGACUACGAUUAAGUUUCUAGCCAUGUAAACGUAUUUUAAAAUAUUAGUCGCAUAUUUUUUUUUAUUUAUUGGAAGAGUCCACCAUAUAAAUCGGCAUAUAUAUUCUCAUUUUUCUGAUUGAUAUGAGAGAAAUAGACAUGUUGAAAGUUAGAUUACACAUAAAAUAAAUAUGAGUCUUUAAUUUAGGAAAUUAUAUUGGCGACUUCGACUAAAUAAAUACACGUACUAUAAAAAAUGUGAACUUGCCUAUUGUAUAUGCAUACGAGGAACGUUAUUUUUUAUAUUACAUUUCUCUAUAUUUAAAUAUUAUAGAAGAUUAAAUUUGAUUUUUUUUUCCUUUUUAAAGAAAUUAAUAUCGCCAAGGUAAAGCGACUUUUAAUUUUAUCAACCAUAAAUAUUACUUUGAGACUGUAUAAUGUUUAUUUAUUGGUAAGGAUGUGGUGAAAAAGUGCGUGAGAAUGAAUUGCAUGCUGAAAUUUAUUUGCCACUUUUAAGUUUUUUCAAACUUAAAAUUUCUAUAGUUUUGAAACAUGUAUUUACAUGUCCUUUUUUGGUUGGCUGUAAAGUUUGUUUGUUAAUACUUACGGCUAUGAGUAGUUUUAGAAUUAUUCGAAUUAUUAUCUUUUAUCACAAAAGGUUAAAUGAGAAAUCAUAUUCUCAAUAUAAAAUUUAGGCUAAAUUAGUAGGUAUUUUCAUAAUAUUUGUUGACGCCAUUGAUUGACUGAUUGCAUUUUUAUUUAUCAUUAUACCUAUCGUGUUUAAUUGCGUGUUGAAAUUGUAGUCUUAUUUCAAUUAAGUGAUUUGCACUGUGAACUGUGAUUAUUAUUUACUUUGCUUUUUUGUAAAAUUAUGGUAAAAAAGUAAUAUGAAAUUGAGUGAGUAUUAUCUAGAAAUAAAUA